AGAAAUAUAAAAAAAAAAACCAUCGCCUAUUGCGUUCAUUUUGUGAUCAUUCAUAAUAGAUUUAUAUAAAUUAACAAAUCGAACGUCUGUGAAUUAAUAUAAAAAGAAAUAUCAUAUCCUGGAUAUUUAUUUAGAAAAUAAUAUCAAAGGAAUUAAUUAGGAAUUAGUCAAGAAUUUUACUUUCUCGUAUUAACAAAUAAUAUUUCCAGUAUAAAUAUAAUUAAGAAUCGACAUUCUUCUCGAGACAAAUGAUAUUCAUUGUCAAAUUCCAUAUCGUAUCGUUUAACUGUGUCGCAAAGAGUAAAUUCAAUGGUGAAAAAAAAAUUUCCAAAAAUAUACGAUCGUCGAGAUAAUUCGAUUUAGUGACGAAUUUUGUUAAUAUGUUUGCUCGUGUAUUCGAUGUAUAUAAUGGUAUGUCACAAUCGUGUUCUUCAUCGCUUUCUCAAGCCUCUUUUCUGAUAGCUUUGGAAUUUCUCUCACCCAUUUACUUCGCUUGUCUGCAAGUUUCCUUGAACACACUGUAACUUUCAUCUUCAUCGAUGAAUGUCUGUUGUUGUGUUCUCAUAAAGAAAUAAAAGUAUUCUGAGAUAUUAUCUUUGAAGAAUAUUUAAAAGAGAAGAUGAAAAAAAAAAAGAGAAAAAGAAAAAAAGAAAGGAAAAGAAAGAGAAAGAAAGAAAGAAGGAAAGAAAAAUACUGCGAAAUGGAAUAAUUCACGUAUAAUCGCGUGCAGGUUGAUAGAUUCGCAUCCUCCUAUUGUUAGUCAGUUCAUUACGAAAUAAGCCGACUAUUAUUCUUUCGAAACAUUUAACGUUAUAGACACUAUCAUAUUACAGUCUUUAUGAUGAAAACAUAAACAUAAUUCGAAUUGCUUUAAACGAUUCUUAGAAUCAAGUAUAAUUAUCUUCUAUAAUAGAUGAUGCCGUUGAUAACGAAGUUAAUCUAAUGCCAAUGAUAUGCCGUUGAGAGUUCAACGACUCUUCUUCAUUGGUAGUAAAAUCGUUUAGAUAAUAUAAUUGUGAAGGUUCGUAAUAAAAUAAUUACCGAUAGAUUGUACAUACCUGACGUUGCAUAUAUUCAUAGCAUUCUUUAUGCAGAAAUUAAUUCCACUUGUUAAGUCACAUGAUCAACUUAGUAAUGAAGUUGUAAGACUAUAAAUAAAAAGAAUCUAGUAAAAGUGGAACAUAUAGGCAGUUAUGUUAUUCAUCCUGUAAGUAAUGUUAAAUCUUCAACCUUGACAUUUCGCCAAUACGACUACUUUCAAUUUAAUUUUCAAUCUCUCAAUAAUGACAAAUCUUCGCACUCUUCGUAAACCACAGAAAGUACAAUGUCAAAAAAAUAAAAAGGAUGAAGAUAAAAAAGACGAAGAAUUCACAUGCCCGGAAGGUCAGGGAAAUGGAAAUUUCGCUGAUCCUGCAACCUGUAGAAGAUUUUAUCAGUGUGUAGAUGGAUAUCCGUACUUAAAUAGGUGUCCUUCGGGAUUACACUUUGAUGAUAUUAGCAAAUUUUGCACCUUCAAAAAUGAAGCCCGUUGUGGACCUAUUGCUGCGACUCCACCUCCGGUAACGGAUCCUCCAACGGAUCUUGCAGAGAGAUGUGAUACAGCAAAUUGUCAGCUUCCUUACUGCUUCUGUUCACGCGAUGGAACGCUUAUACCCGGUGGUCUUCAACCGGAGGAGACGCCACAAAUGAUAAUAAUGACAUUUGAUGGAGCGAUAAAUCAUAAUAAUUUUGAUCAUUAUCAAAAGAUUUUUACACAAGAUCGAUUAAAUCCAAACAACUGUCCAUUGAAAGGUACCUUUUUCAUCUCUCAUGAGUAUUGUAAUUAUAAUAUGGUACAAAGUCUAGCGCACGAUGGUCAUGAAAUAGCUACGGAAACAAUAUCACUUCAAAAAGGAUUAGAAGAUAAAGGUUACGAAGAAUGGGUCGGUGAAAUGAUUGGAAUGCGAGAAAUCCUAAAGCAUUUUAGUAAUAUUUCAGCAAAUGAAAUCGUUGGUAUGAGAGGACCUUAUUUGAAACCUGGUCGAAAUACUCAAUAUAAAGUAUUAGAAGAUUUUGGUUAUAUAUAUGAUAGUAGUAUUGGAAUUUCACCUCUAAAAACACCUAUAUGGCCAUAUACUCUUGAUUACAAAAUACCUCAUGAAUGUAAAGCUGGUACUUGUCCCACUAAAUCAUUUCCAGGAGUAUGGGAAUUACCUCUAAAUGCACAUUAUGUUGAGAGUUAUGAAGGUGGACAUUGUCCUUAUCUAGAUCAAUGUGUCUUACAUAAUCAUGAUCCUGAAGAAGUAUUUGAUUGGUUGCAAGAAGACUUCAACAGAUAUUAUGAACAAAAUAGAGCACCGUAUAUGAUGCCAUUUCAUACUAAUUGGUUUCAAAUAAAGGAACUUGAAAGAGGGCUUUCUAAAUUUCUUGAUUGGGCAGUGACAUUACCAGAUGUUUACUUUGUGACUGCCACACAAGCAUUAACUUGGAUAACUGAUCCAAAACCAGUUAAAUCUUUAAAUAAUUUUGAAGGUUGGUCAUGUAAGAAAAAAGAAAAUAUUCCUGGACCACCUUGUAAUAAUCCAAAUAAAUGUGCUUUGGACUUUAAGCCUCCAGAAUCCAACUUCACUACAACUAGGUAUUUGGAAACAUGUAGAGAAUGUCCUUAUAAAUACCCCUGGUUGGGAGACGCAAAAGGUACUGGAUUAUACAACGAUAAUUAUAAUCCUGAAAAAAAGUAAAUUUGUAUUUCUAAAUAAAUUAGGUGUAAUAUUA
Messenger RNA from Vespa velutina, 2754 nucleotides. It is a transcript of the gene Cda4, whose product is annotated as chitin deacetylase 1. Lineage: Eukaryota; Metazoa; Arthropoda; Insecta; Hymenoptera; Vespidae. The record is from RefSeq and is a predicted model, not a curated record. Gene Ontology annotation, biological process: carbohydrate metabolic process. Gene Ontology annotation, cellular component: extracellular region. The transcript is spliced from 9 exons. Bases 1284 to 2720 code for a protein of 478 amino acids. Gene Ontology annotation, molecular function: chitin binding.